UCGCGGCUGGCCCCUGGACCAUUGGCCUCUGGGGCAGCAGGCGGCGGCGGCGGCGGCGGCCAGAGAUAUUUAAAGCGCUCAUUGGCCAGGCCCUGGCACUCAGCACAUGCUGCGGGGUCGCGGCGCAGGCAGAGAGCAGGGCUUCAGAUCCCGGGCUGCUCCUCCCAUUCCUCCUCGUGCCCAGGGCCAGCCUCAGUGCUGUGGUCCACUAUGCCCAGGCCAUCCCUCAGGCCUUCUCAGCUCUUCACCAUCUCGAGCCUGCUCUAUUACUCCACCUGUAUGGCCCUUCCCGGUUUGGAAGAGAAGAAAAGAGUCAGUCAGAAAGGAUGCUGUCUGUUGACCCCUCCUCCUCCACCAAUGUUUCCACCGCCAUUUUUCAGAGGGGGCCGGAGUUCUCUUCUGUCCCCAGAUAUGCCAAACUUCUUUCUAGAGCUACAGACAACCCAGUCUCCUUGUGUUCAAGAAUCCCUUGGCCCCCCUGGGCCUCCGGGCCCCCAGGGUCCUCCAGGGAUUCCUGGAGUGAGAGGACCGAAAGGGGAAAAAGGGGAACUUGGCCGGCCAGGAAGAAAAGGUAGACCCGGCCCUCCAGGAGUCCCCGGAAUGCCCGGGCCUAUUGGCUGGCCGGGCCCUACUGGACCUCAGGGUGAAAAAGGUGAUCUGGGUUUGAUGGGAUUACCAGGUACAAGAGGACCUGUGGGCUCUCAGGGUCACCCUGGAACCAGAGGGGAAAAGGGCUCCAAAGGAGACAAGGGCAUCUUGGGUCCAAAAGGAGAAAAGGGUUUUCCAGGGCUUCCUGGGAUGCUGGGACAGAAAGGAGAAAUGGGUCCAAAGGGAGAACCUGGUACAUCAGGACCCAGGGGGCCUACAGGAAGACCAGGAAAACGAGGCAAGCAAGGACAAAAGGGCGAUACUGGAGUCAUAGGUCCACCUGGCCGACCCGGAGCUCCUGGCAAACCCGGUCCUCCAGGAGUACCAGCAUCAGGACAAUCUGUCAUUGGACCCAAAGGAGAAAGAGGACCUCCUGGGCCUCCAGGGAGAUGCCUUUGUGGCUUUUCCAUGAAUACGAAUAACCCUUCAUAUGAGGACUCUGAGCAUGGACCGAACUACCCCAGAGUGCCUGUGAUUUUUGUGGUGAACAAUGGGGAGGAGCUGGAACGGCUAAACACCCAGAAUGCGAUCGCCUUUCGUAAAGACCAGAGAGCUCUAUAUUUCAAGGACAAUGUUGGCUGGCUUCCCAUACAGCUUACUCCUUUCUAUCCUGUGGAUUACCCUGUAGACGAUGGCAACUCUUGUGGAGAUGGACUCCUACAGCGUGGGGAGGAAUGUGAUGAUGGCAACAACAACGUGGCUGAUGACUGCAUAAGAUGUCAUCGUGCAUACUGUGGAGACGGUUAUCGACAGGAAGGUGUGGAAGACUGUGACGGAAGGGAUUUUGGCUAUCUGACUUGCGAGACCUAUCUCCCUGGGUCUUAUGGGGAAUUGAGAUGUACUCCACACUGCUACAUUGACUCUACACCUUGUCGCUAUUUCACAUGAAGGCAGUGCAGGAUGGGUGGUACCCCAUGUGGAAUGGACAGCAGUUGGCAUGACACUAAUUCAGACUGGCAUAGUCAUGCCAACUCUGCAUGAAGAAAACAAAAAACCAACGAUCUUGCUGCUGACGGCCAUAGGAGAUGUAUGUUUAAUUAGUUCUGACUGGAAGCAAAAUGGACUACUGUAUUCUUGUCUUAAUCCAAAAUGUCGGAUGGCAUCUCCCAGGCUCACUUGUGGGAGCUGGUCUGCUACCCAACUGUAAAGACAAAUGAACUGGAAAACAGCAACGAAUCUCCAGACCCAGGAAAACUAUGUGAGAAGACAAUAAUACCUCAGUUUGGCACUGUCUACACACAGACUUUUGGGGGUGUUGUUUUCAUUUAGUUUUGAUCUGCAGCUUUCGACUAUCUCUUGGUGGUGUGGAGCUCAUGACAACACUCCACUCUUCUGCCCCACUCUGGCCCCUAGCUGGGUCAGGACUGUACAACAGCACAGACUUCAGCACUGGGGACAUGAAGUGCCAAGGAUGCCCACUGACAGAGUGAAUCUCCUGUUCUACUGUGGAAGGGACCCAUGGCCAGUGGUCAGCUUCAGAAGGCUCUUGGGAUGAAAAGAGGGCACGUAGCCAUCCCUCCCUGGGGAGAUGGUGGAUUAGCCCCAGACUGAGCAGUCACUGUCUCCUUAGACAAGAGGGAGCCAACUUCCAUAAAGAGAUGAAAGAUCAGUCCCCACCCCCAUGAAAACAGAGGCUUACUGAGAGCUUUCUGGACUAACUGCAAAAACUGUCUUGGAGGUUGGUGUCUGGUUUCUUAGCAUCCACUUGGGAGAGGAGCCCUCAGGUCUCUAGGUCCCAGCCUUUGUUCUCUCUCUCUCUGUUGGUUCCAUCCAUCAGAGCCGAGCCUCAUUAUCUAAUCCUAGUAACCACACCUCUGUGCCAUUCUCUUACCCAGUUCACAGAUGUGGCUUCCUCCCCGGUGCAGUCUUUCAGAAAACUUGGUCCCCUGUCUUAACUGUAUAGGGUUCUGCCCCUGAAAAUGAUGCCUCUGUGCUUCUCAUCUUUCCCUAGUGAGUACUUGGCAGCCUCUCUCCGGGUGCAGGAAUCGCAUGUGGGGCUUAUUGUUGUCUCUAGAUGGGAGCUCCUAAUUUCUAUACUUGUAAGUCCAACAGGUCUGCGAGUUGUCUCGAAGUCAUCAGUCUGCCUAGAGAGGUGUUUAUUUGUUCUGUCAUGUGAAAAGGGGUCUAAUGAGUGUCUGUCCCCACAGCAUUAAAAAAGCUGGGCUUUGUUUACUGGAAGAACCAAAUGGCUUAUUCUGUGCAGAAGGAUGAAUGUUCUGUAGGUUUCAUCCAAAUCCAUCACACAUUAGUGUAAGGAACGCUCCCUACAGUUCACCUGUCUUUAGACGGCAAAGGGGUGAGCUGCUGAUCCAGUUGGUAUUCCAGUUUGACAAGGACUCGAAUGAAGAUGUCAAAUCCAUGCAUUGCUUGUGCUGGAAUCGGCAUGACUAGACUCAACCCUAUCAAUGUCUCCCUGAAGACUGAACACAGGUGAGAAAGUCCCUGUCUCGGGUCAGUGAACAGAACACUUCCUUCCCCUUCAUCAAGCUGGAGGAGCUAGUGUUGUCCACCCUUGACAUGGGAAUUUGUGGAUGCAGAAAGGAUAAAGGCGGUUCAUGUACUCCUGGUGGCGUCUCUUUACUUAAUGGUUGGUAACCAAUUCAAUGUCGUUGAACACUGCUUGGGGGAGGGCAUGUGGUGGUAGAGGUGGUCUGAAUUUAGAUCUGACCCUCUAUAUUGGCACAAAUUGGGUUCUCUUGUCUUCAAGGGGGAUUCAACAUUCUUUUUCUUAAAGAGAGAAAAAUAGAUUUCAGUUCUUUUUCAUUGAGACAGCAUACAGCACUUUGGCAGGGAGCAGAGAUGGCCGGGGCAGAAAUCAGCAGGGGGGAAGGGGGUCAUAUGGAGCAAAUUCAUUAAUCUUAUGUGUCGGUCUAUCCCCCUCCUUGAGACUCAUUUUCUUCAUCCAUAAAGCGAUGAGGUAAGCGUGUUGACUGUGAAGGUCUUUCACUUCAAACAUCCUUUGAAGCUAUCUAUGACCACUUCCCAGGCCUUGAGCUUUUCUUGUAGCGAUGAAGAGUGUCUUGUUAAAUGAUCGCAGAUGUUCUACAAUCACAAUUUGAUGACAUAUCCAUGUUUUGGCGAUCUUCUUGGACAGAAAAUGAAUCAGCGGGAAGCCUCCCGCAUCUUAUAGUGGAUAGACCCUUUAUGGGAGAUAUGGAUGGAUGAAAGUGGCCUUCGUCAUGGAUGGCCAUUCACUUGUCCCAUAGCCGGGGUUCUUGUUGCCCCCUAAAAUGGAUUUUGCUGCUAACCAUGUUGCUGCUAACCGUGUUAGCCGCCCUCAAGGUCCCGAAGCUUGUGCUUAUUACUGGAUAUUCCAUCUUUGCACAGGACUGUCCCUGAAGACGUUCUCUUGCCCAGCCUCCUCCGGGAGGACCCAUUUUUUGAGAGCUGAGGGUAUGGCAUAUUACUUCCUGCCCGUUAUAUGUGCUUUUCCAUAUUGGUCAUGUAAUCUUGUAACAUACAUUUACUAUAUCAACCAUGUAGAUUUGGGAACUGACUGUACUACACAACCUAUGCACAAUAAAAUCCAUUUCUUUGAAAUACUGUCUCCUCCAUCCUCAUCUCUAUUUUCCUUCCAUGUCAGAUACAAGUUCUUGUUAUUUGGGGCUAACUAUGUUUGUUAUAAAACUACAUAACAAUAAUAAACCACGUUUGUAGAAUGCUUUAAGGUUUCUUCUGUUGUAAUAUUGUACUGGGCCUGGUGUCAAGAAGAUCUGAGAGCAAGCACUGCCUUUGCCUGUUAGGAGCUACAUGACCAUGGGCAAGGCAGUCAACCCCCGAGUUUCAAUGUUCUCGUUUGCAAAAUGGAGAGACUCAUAACUGUAGUAUGUUAUUUGUUUAUUAGGCAGCCUUUGAUGCCCUUAAAAGACAAACAAACCCCAAGAGGCAUCUUCUAGAUUAUAGAAUGAAUCAUUCAGAUGGCAUGAGGCUAUGAGACUCCAAUGAGAAAGUGAACUCAAAAAGCACUUGGUAAACUUUAACUUGCUAUAGAAAUGCCCAAGUGUAUUAUCAUUUCCUCAUAACAACCCUGUGACUUGGACGGUGGGAGCAUUAUCACCCUACAGACCCCAGUCAAUAGAAGAAAUGAAUCACGGAGGAAAAGUCUUAGAGACAUAUUUAAAUCUCUGACUCCAAAAUCCAGCCCUCUUUGUGCUGUUACUCAGAAUCCAAAAGUGCCGAUUAGUCAAGGUUUAGGUGUAAAAUGAAACCAGAAGGUUGGGGAGGAGGAAUGAAAAGAAAUCAAAUUAAUUAGUGUGACUUUUCUGGCUCUGGCAGCCUCGUGCCAUCUGAGUGACUUGUUCUAUAAUCUAGAGAACGUCUUUUGGGUUUGUUUGUCUGUUUAAGGGUUUCGAAGGCUGCCAAAUAAACAAAUCUCUCAGAAUUUUUUGCAUCUUGGCUUUCCCUUUUUGUAAUUUUGGCAAAAAAAUAUUUUCACAUGUAAAGAGCAGCAAAAGUGUGUAUAUGAACCCGUUCAUUUCUAUUAUGUUUGUCUUCUUUUUUUUUUAAAGGAUAGAUCACAUUUAACAUGGCACUGACACUGUCCUGCUUCUCCAUCUCACCUUCUGAAUAUUCUGCUUCCUUUUGUGUAUUUUCAAAUGUUUCAUUGAUAAUUUAAUUUUCUUCCCUUACCACUAAUCCCUCUGUCCAAGUCUCUAAAUAAAUAAAAAUUUGGUUAAGUAAA
Molecule: messenger RNA, 5329 nt
Organism: Monodelphis domestica (gray short-tailed opossum)
Lineage: Eukaryota; Metazoa; Chordata; Mammalia; Didelphimorphia; Didelphidae
Gene: COLQ
Product: collagen like tail subunit of asymmetric acetylcholinesterase
Biological process (GO): extracellular matrix organization
Molecular function (GO): extracellular matrix structural constituent conferring tensile strength
Source: RefSeq, a predicted model, not a curated record